Messenger RNA from Suillus fuscotomentosus, 255 nucleotides. RefSeq lists its product as uncharacterized. Lineage: Eukaryota; Fungi; Basidiomycota; Agaricomycetes; Boletales; Suillaceae. The annotation marks the transcript as partial. The transcript has a single exon. The record is from RefSeq and is a predicted model, not a curated record.
AAACAAUGCCUCCAAGGGACGCGCACGGAAGUACUCUCCCAAAUCACAGAUUGGGUGAACAGCACUGAAGACGACGUUCCACGGGUGUUGUGGCUAUCUGGCAAUGCAGGCAAGGGCAAAUCAGCCAUUGCCCACACGGUCGUUAAGUGGUUCAGCGAUGCGGGAGGGCUUGGUUCGUGUUAUUGCUUCGAUCAAGAUCGAGGAGCCGACCGUCACCAUGAGAAGAUAUUCUCUACCAUCUCGUGCUCAGUCUAG